UCGCAAUCUAGAGAGAGAGAGAGUGACCAGUAGUAGAGAUAGAGAGAGAGAGAAAUCCAUCGGAGGGGGAAGGAAGCAACGAGGGAGGGAGGAAGGAAAGGAGGCAGCUUUAAAAAAGAGUCAAACUCCGUCCGGCUCCCCCACUUUCUCUCUCUACAUCGCCCAAUCCCCCCGCACUAAUCGCCGUCGCGUCACUGCCCCGUCCCCCCCUCCCCUCCGCGCUCGCUCCUGCUCCCCCUCCGCGCCGCUAGCCCGCCUAGGGUUCCGGCCGCCCGAUUGGGAAACCCUAGCUCCUCCCCCUCCGGCGCCGGCCGGCGGCGCCUUUCUUCCCCUUUUCCGCAAAAAUUCCCCGCGGAUUCCCGACUUCCGGCCGCCAAAACCCUAGCUUUGGGGCCGGGAUCGGGGAAUCCGGGCGGCGCGCGCGCGGAUCCCGCCCGAAUCGGCGGGGAGGCGCCCUGAUCCGCCCCUAGGGUUUCGCGGGGGACCCGGCCCAUGUUCGCGGCGGCGGCAGCGGCAUGCUGCUGCUGACUCGCUGGGCGAGAUGCAGAGGUACGCGGGCGCCGGCAACAGCAACAGCUCUGGGUUUAGUGGCGGCCCCGCGUCGGCCGGCGGCAGGGACAGCUCCAGGCUCGAUGUCUCGCCCUACGCCCCGCCCAAUUACCCCCUGAACCCGAGGCGACAACAACAGCUUGCUCCGUACAGGCUAAAGUGUGACAGGGAACCACUUAAUAACAAGCUUGGACCACCUGAGUUCUAUCCUCAAACACCAAACUGUCCUGAAGAGACCUUAACCAAAGAAUAUGUACAGUCUGGGUACAAGGAGACUGUUGAAGGAAUUGAGGAAGCAAGAGAGAUCGUACUCAGUCAUAUCUCAUACUUCUGCAAGCCAGAUAUCGUGGGAAAAUGCAAGGAGGCACUAAAGAAACGGUUAAGGGCUAUUAAUGAAUCUCGUGCUCAAAAGAGAAAGGCUGGCCAAGUUUAUGGAGUUCCUCUUUCUGGAUCACUGUUGAUAAAACCUGGAGUUUAUCCGGAGCAAAGACCAUGUAAUGAGGACUCCCGCAGAAAAUGGGCUGAGGCCCUUGCCCAGCCAAACAAGCGACUGCGUUUGUUAUCUGAGCACGUUCCUCAUGGUUAUCGUAGGAAAUCACUUUUUGAUGUUCUUACUCGAUGCAAUGUUCCAUUACUAAGGGCAACAUGGUUUGUGAAAGUUACAUACCUAAAUCAGGUUCGACCAACAUCCAGCAGUAUCUCAACUGGUGCUUCUGAUAAUCAACGAUCUAACCAGUGGACAAAGGAUGUUGUUGAAUAUUUGCAACAGCUUCUGGACGAAUUUAAUCUAAAAGAGGCACAUCCGUCUUUUAAAGAACAGCCGUCCGCAGGGCUUAUUUCUGGAGCAACUCAAGUAAAAUUGAAACAUGAAGCACCCUCAGGUGGAGACACUGAAGAGCCCUUGGUGCACUUCAAAUGGUGGUAUAUGGUUCGUCUUGUCCAAUGGCAUCUCACAGAAGAAUUGCUAGUUCCCUCGGUACUUAUUGAAUGGUUAUGUUACCAACUUCAGGAGAGAGAUUCAGUUGAGGCCUUGGAGCUUCUUUUGCCUAUUGUACUGGGCUUGGUUGAGACCAUCACUCUCUCACAAACAUAUGUGCGGAUGUUCGUGGAAAUUCUGGUCAGACGUCUGAGUGAUGCUUCUGCUGUUGAUAAUCCGAAAAGGUCAUCUAUCUCUUCUGUUAUAGCUGAGUUACUGCGAUACAUGGUACUUGCGGUGCCAGAUACAUUUGUUUCUUUGGACUGCUUUCCUCUUCCUUCAUUUGUGGUCCCUGAUGUAUAUGGUAGAGGUGCUUUGCUGAAGAUUACUGGUGGUGGUGAAAUGUCUAGUUCUAAGAGGCGGGAUGUGUACCGGUAUCUGUCCUGUGGUUAUGCUGUCUGUUCAAUUCAGAGACGAGCAUCUGAUCUGGCGACUCUUGCCAGUCCUAAUGUUCAUGCACGUGGUGCAGCUAAAGUGGUACAGGCUUUGGACAAGGCUCUUGUCACAGGAAAUUUGACAAUGGCGUAUUCUUCACUCUUUAAUGAUCUAUCUGAUGCAUUAAUGGAAGAGAGGUGGAUUAAAGAAGUCAGCCCUUGCUUGCAGUCUUCUCUAAUGUGGAUUGGGACUGUUGAGUUAUCCCUAAUCUGUUCCAUAUUUUUUCUUUGUGAAUGGGCAACAUGUGAUUAUCGUGAUUGCCGUACAUCUCCCAGUCAGAAUGUAAAAUUUACAGGAAGAAGAGAUAUAUCUCAGAUACAUCUGGCGGUGUCUAUCUUGAAAAGCAAAAUGAGCGAGAUGAAUAAAUUGUCUCGGUCUAAGAGUAGCAGUCGCAUUGCAAUGAAUAAUAUCGGUAAAGGUUCUUCGCUGAAUGAUGCUUCAGUGGCUGCAACUAAAGUGGGUGAUUCUUCUGGAUUGAGAAGUAAUGGAAAAAAUGAGGAGGAGAAGAAGGAAAGGAAGGAUAUCUUUGAAAGUCCUGGUCCAUUGCAUGACAUUAUUGUGUGUUGGCUGGAUCAACAUGAGGUUAGCAGUGCUGCAGGUUUUAAACGUGUGGAUGUUCUCAUCAUAGAGCUUAUUCGCAGCGGUGUAUUUUAUCCUCAAGCUUAUGUAAGGCAGCUAAUUAUUAGUGGAGUAACCGAUAAGAAUGGUACUCUGCUAGAUACGGAAAGAAAAAGGAGGCACCACAGAAUUUUAAAGCAGCUUCCUGGGUCAUCUUUAUUUGAUAUUCUCGAGGAAGAUGUAGUUGCUGAAGAGCAACAAUUGCAUGAGGUGAUGUCAACAUAUUCCAGUGAGCGACGCCUUGUGCUUUCUGAACUUUUGAGUGGUCAGUCAUUUGAUGCAAACAACAGGGCUGAGUAUACUUCAAGUUCCUACCUCCGGAUUCCAUCAGGAGGUACUAAUCUCGGUGGUGUGCCUGAACAAGUAGAAGAUGUGAAAGUUCUGGUGUCGAGCCUGUUGUGUUUUAUAUAUCCUCACUCGGCAGAAUCAGAACAAAAUGAAACUAAAAUGAACUUUCAAGGAUCGUCUACUUCAACACUGACACAAGUUGAUACCGGAGAAGCAAAAAAUGGCUGUGAGGAUUGUAUGAGGAUUAAUGGACAAAAGUUGGACGAGAGAACCUCUCCUUUCUUCCCAUUGAUUCAAUCAGACGAGGAAGAUGUUUGGUGGGUGAGGAAAGGGACAGAGCUACAGGAAUCUUUUAAGGCUGAACCUGCACUGAAGUCUAUUAAACAAACUUCUAGAGGUAGAGCUAAAGUGGUUCGCAAAACACAGAAUCUCGCACAGCUUGCGACUGCUAAAAUUGAAGGCAGUCAGGGGGAGGCAUCUACAAGUCAUCUUUGCGAGAGCAAGCUGAGCUGUCCUCACCAUAAACCUAGCACUGAUGGUGACAAUGGCAAAGAUGCUGAUCACAUGAGGAUGGCAAAUCUGGCUGAAGUUGGGAAGUCAUUGAAGAAACUUAGAUUGCUUGAAAGGCGCUCCAUCUCUGUGUGGUUGUUGAAAUCAGUAAGGCAACUUGUUGAAGGAAAUGAAACGACAGCUUGCAAAGCUAGCAAUUCCAUAAGCUCCUUUUCCUCUCAGCCUGAUGACAAAACUGCCUCCAAAUGGAGGCUGGGCGAUGAAGAACUGAUGUCAAUUCUCUAUAUACUGGACACAUGCUGUGAUUUAGCCUCUGCUACAAGGUUCCUUGUAUGGUUGCUAGCAAAAAUUCGGGGAGGAAUGGGUACGCUUGGUCAAGUUGGGAGAAGUGCGGCACAUAUGAAGAACAGAGAUAACCAAGUUUGUCAGGUCGGUGAGGCAUUUGUGUUCUCAUCCUUGCUUAGGUACGAGAACAUACUUCUUGCAACUGAUCUCUUGCCUGAAGUCCUCAAUGCUUCAACGAACAGAAAUUUUGUGUUAGGAACUGCAAGGCAUCCUGCACCAGCAGCUUUUCCUUAUACCCGGUAUUUUUUGAGGAAAUAUAGGGAUGUGGCUAGCGUGGUUAGGUGGGAGAAAAAUUUUAGGACCACAUGUGACCAGCGACUGCUAGCUGAUCUUGAUAAUGGUCGGUCGAUUGAUGGUGAUUUUGUUUCCUCUUCGGGAGUCUUAGGAGGUGAAGAGAUUGAUGAUCAAGUUCGUCAAAAGCUUAACGGAAGGGGUUCAAGAAUUAUUCCAAAUAUGAAGGAGAUAGUGCAGCGGCAAGCUGAAGAUAUUCAACGCAAUUUGAAGGAAAAGAAAAUUCCUGCAGCACCCAAGAGUCCCUCUUUUGAGAAGGAAGACAGUUAUCAAAUUGCACAUGACACUGUUUUGGGCUUAGUAGAAUGUAUCAGGCAAAACGGAGGAGCAACUCCAGAUGGAGACCCUUCAGCAGUUGCUUCUGCUGUUUCUGCAGUUGUUGUGAAUGCCGGGCAUGUCAUAGCUAAACAUUUGGAUUUUGCAGGGGGUAACUAUCAUGGAGUUGCUUCUAUUGGUAAUUCAUUAAGCUUUGUUCGGCACACUUUGCACAUCCACAUAAAUUCUCUCUGCUUACUGAAAGAAGCUCUUGGGGAUCGCUUCAGUCGGGUUUUUGAAGUAGCUCUGGCUGUUGAAGCUUCUUCAGCUGUUACAGCAGCUUUUGCUCCUCCUAAGGUCCAGCGCAAUCAGUUUCAACCAUCUUCUGAGACUCAUGAUGCCUAUGGAAAUCAUACAAACGAACCUCUUAGUACCUCAGGGAAAGGCUUUGUUGGGAGGGCUGGAAAAGUAGCCGCUGCUAUCUCUGCACUUGUUGUGGGUGCUGUUGUUCAUGGAGCUGUGAGUCUUGAGCGGAUGACUGCUGUCCUGAAAAUAAAAGAUGGCCUGGAAAUUCAGCAGGUACUAAGAGGUUUGAGACCUAGCUCUAAUGGUGCGUCCCGUUCUGCUGUAACCUUUAAGAUGGAUAAUUCAAUAGAGGUUUUGGUUCACUGGUUUAGGAUUCUAUUGGGGAACUGUAGAACCGUCUAUGAUGGGCUUAUUGCAGACAUUCUUGGCGAGUCCUAUGUUCUUGCACUAUCGAGAUUGCAGCAGAAGCUUCCUUUGAGUGUGGUAUUUCCUCCAGCAUAUUCAGUUUUUGCAAUAGUACGUUGGAGGCAGUAUAUCCUUAGCCGAGAAGACAUGCAAGUUUACCAGUCUAUUGCAAAUGCAAUAAAUGACAUCACCAGGCAUCAACCUUUUCGAGAUAUUUGCUUUCGUAAUACACAUCAGCUGUAUGAUCUUCUUGCUGCUGAUGUUGGUGAUUCGGAGUUUGCUGCAAUGCUUGAAACACAUUGCUCUGACAAGAAUGUGAGGCAGCUAUUCAUGCCUCUCCGUGGCCGUCUUUUUCUGAAUGCCCUUGUUGAUUGUAAAACGCCAGCAGUUAUUCAGGUGGAUGGUUCGGAACCUGGUGAGACAAAAGAGAAUGAGUUAAAACUCCUCUCGGAGAGGCUUGUUCAGUCCCUAGAUACCCUCCAACCUGCAAAGUUCCAUUGGCAAUGGGUUGAGUUGAGGCUUCUUUUAGAUGAACAGGCUCUUGCAGAAAAACUUGAUAAAGCUGAAAAAAGUAAGAUACCCAUGCCGAUACUGAUGACACUUGCAGACGGGCUUCGGAAGCUGUCCCCUAAUUCUGAGAGCUUUACACUAUCUGAAAGCGAGAAAGGGUUUACUGAAAUCAUCCUGUCGAGAUUAGUUGCCAGACCUGAUGCUGCUCCUCUCUACUCUGAAGUUGUCCACCUUCUUGGGAAGCUACAGGAGUCACUUGUCGUGGAUGUCAAGUGGAUCCUUCAAGGGCAAGAUGCUGUUCUGGGACGCAAGUCCACAAGACAGCAGCUUCUUACUAUUGCUACACGAAGAGGUGUUCCAAUAAAGGCACAGGUUUGGAAACCAUGGGGAUGGUCCAGCUUGCUCACUGAUGUAAUGGCUAACAGAAGUGCCAAGAGGAAAUUGGAAGCCACUCCGAUCGAGGAAGGAGAAGUUGUGGAUGACCCUGCCGAUGCCAAAAGGCCAAGCAAAAGUACCCCAAGUAAUAUCGAUAGAAGCGUUGAAGCCACCAGAUCUAAUAUAAAUAAAUAUGUAACUGAGAAGGCCUUUGCUGAAUUAAUGUUGCCAUGCAUCGACAGGAGUUCGCCUGAAUUUCGCAGUAUAUUUGCUGGUGAAUUAAUCAAACAGAUGGGAACUGUCAGUGAACACAUCAAAGCAAUAUCACGAAAUGGUGCCAAACAUGUUGGUUUAGUUCCUUCAGGAAAUGAUGUUUCAUCGAACAAAUCCAGUGGUCGUAAAGGAAUUCGAGGUGGAAGUCCAAAUAUUGGCAGGCGAGUCACGGUUGGUAAUGAUCCAACUCCUCCUUCAGCAUCUGCUCUGCAGGCAAUAGUGUGGCUGCGCCUCCAAUUUAUCAUCAGGCUGCUUCAAGUAAUCCUGGCAGAUAGGGGCAUGAGGCAUACACUUGCUCCUGCGAUACUAAGCCUGCUUGCGGCACGCAUAAUCUAUGAAGAUGCAGAUUCGCCCCUUCCUCCUGCCAGUUUGAUUGCCUCGAGACGGGAAGUGGACUCUUUGCUGGAACCUCCCAUGGAUGUCCUGCUUGAUCGCCCAAGCGAGAGUCUUUUCGAGAGGCUUUUAUGUGUUUUCCAUGCGCUGCUUGGCAAUUGCAAACCAAGUUGGAUGAAGUCGAAGCCAGUUUCCAAGCCAACCGUCAGAGCCUCACGAGAUAUCCCUGCAUUUGAUAAUGAAGCGGCUGUGGCCUUGCAGUCUGCGUUGGACCAUAUGGAGUUGCCUGGAGCAAUCAGGCGAAGGAUCCAGGCGGCGAUGCCGAUUCUCCCAGCAGCUCGGCACCCUAGUAUACAAUGCCAGCCUCCCCAGCUGUCCCUGGCUGCACUGUCACCACUCCAGAGCACUCCAUCUACAUCAGGUCCUCAACAGAAAAGCACUUCUCACAGUUGGGUUCCCACCAACAUCUCGGGCAGAAGCAAGGCGGUGUUGCCUCCCCAAGACCCCGAGAUGGAGGUAGACCCCUGGACCUUGCUUGAGGACGGCACCAGCUGCCCCUCCACAUCAUCAGGAAGCAACAGCGCCAGCGGCAUCGCCCCCGACCACUCCAACCUGAAGGCGUGCAGCUGGCUCAAGGGCGCGGUCAGGGUGCGGAGGACGGAGCUGACAUACAUCGGGUCUCUGGACGACGACAGCUGACGCACAGCCAUGCCGGACCAAACUCUUCUCCGGUGUACAAGAGGGUGGAAACCGCCGCCUUAUGUGGCGGCCCCCGUGUAGAAUACCGACCGACCGACCGACCUUGCCCCUGUUUUGUUGCUAGGGCGCCUCGCAGGAGCGACGGUGUACAUAGUGGGGGACAUUAGUCCGCUCCGCGAGCAGCGGGCCCUGUCUGUGUAGCUUAAUUAAUUAUCCAGGUUUAGGAGGGAUGAUGAUGUUGGUGAUGCACCUUAGCUGAUUCGCCGGAAAGGCUCAUAUAUUCUUUGGUCUGGUUGUGGUGCAAGUUGCUCUGCUGCUGCUGCUGCUGCUGCUGCUUUUAACUGAGAUGGUUUGACCUGUUGAUAUAUGAUUGUUGGCUGUGAAACGUUUGGUUGGUGCCAAGUUGGUGGAUCUCUACUGUUUGUCGAAUACUGGAUGUUCCAUUUUCA
Messenger RNA from Triticum dicoccoides, 7617 nucleotides. Its product is annotated as mediator of RNA polymerase II transcription subunit 12-like. The coding region runs from base 542 to 7168 and encodes 2208 amino acids. The record is from RefSeq and is a predicted model, not a curated record. Gene Ontology annotation, cellular component: mediator complex. Gene Ontology annotation, molecular function: transcription coregulator activity. Lineage: Eukaryota; Viridiplantae; Streptophyta; Magnoliopsida; Poales; Poaceae. Gene Ontology annotation, biological process: regulation of transcription by RNA polymerase II. The transcript is spliced from 12 exons.